AUGCCAGCGCCCGGCCGGGAUGAGUCGCCGCAGGAACCGAUUCAAGCUCUCGCCGUGGUUAUGAAGCUGCCCAAGACGCGACACUCGACGCCAGCCAUGGAUUCUCUUCCCCUGUCGCAGUCCGAGUCGAACCUCACAUACCGGAGAUCAAACCCUUCCGCCGCAUCUUUAUAUGCAUCGACAUUAUCGCCGCCAGGCUCGCGCCCGAUGUCCCCGGCUGGUCGCAGCUCGCCGUCGCGCACCCUCUCAGGAGCUGUCUUUGAGCCGUCGCCGAGUCGGACGCUUGCCGACAACGCUGCUGACAAUCCUGGCGAGCCCCUCAAUCUUAUCCUUCAGUCCUUCGUCCCCCAUGUGGCCAUUUACGCGUCGAAGGACACAGAAGCGCUCAUCGGGGAGAAGGGCUGCAAGGGCGGCCUGUGGGAACUGUUGCGGCCGUUUGGAGAAAGGAUACAGGGCAAAGUCACCGUCAGAGACAGCAAUGGCGUAAGCCGGGCCUUCGAAGACUUUUCAAUUCGGUUCACCAAGUUCGGGGACGGUGUCGGGCACCCAGACCCUUCCGUCUCUGGAGCGAAACAGCCCACGUUGCAAGGGCUUGGUGGCCCCAAUGGCGUUCAGGAAAGCACCUCCAGAGACCGCAAGACGCUGGCAGAUGUGGAGGCCGUGGUCGAGCGACACCUAUCGUAUGCCGAAGAGUCGUCCCUUGGGCAACCGCACUACGGCCCUAUUGCGAGACCGGGACAGCAAUUGGAGACAGCAUCUCCCUACUAUGCCCUCUAUAUGCGGCGGCUGCUAUCUGGGCUACCCGUUACACCCCACGAGACAUUCUCACAUCCAGUGGCAUGCAUUAUAGCCAUCAGCUCCAGAAACGAGGCUCCCAUUGAGGAGCUAAGGAGCUUGUACGCCGAGACCAACCAAGGGGAUCGUAAACUUCCGCCAUGGGUAGACAGCGAGUAUCUCAGGUACUACGUGCUGGUUCAUGACGAAGAGAAUGACGACAUUAGCAGAUCCAUGGCGCUCUUUGAGCAGAUGAAGCGACACCUGGGGUUGCACUGCCAUCUGCUGCGUCUGCGGUGCAGCCAAAGCGCGGAAACGGAUGACGAUAGCAUUCCCCUCCCACGAAGUGACUGGAUGUCAGCCGCUGAAGAAUUGGCUGAGCUGCGCAGGAGCGACAGCGAGGAAGAGUUCGCGGACCCUACCCGAUACAUCUUCGAGUCGGACGCCACGGCUAUUCGCACAUUCGUCCGAGAGAUGGUGACGCAGUCCAUCAUUCCGACGAUGGAGCGACACGUUUCCGUUUGGAACGACCAAGUGGCAUCUCGGCGUAGAGGCAUCACUGGAAGGUUCAUGAACCUGUCACGGAAAUGGGCCGGGUUCGGAGGCGGCUCUCGAUCGUCGUCGGGCGGCAGCGGUGGCGCAAAGGACAAUUAUGACACGUCGGGGUUCUACCGUGCAGACACACCAGAAGCCAUCAUGAGGAAACUCGCAGACUACGCCUUCAUGCUCCGUGACUGGAAGCUGGCUCACUCGACAUACGACUUGUUACGGUCGGACUUUAGCGAGUCCAAAGCGUGGAAGUACCACGCGGCGGCUAACGAGAUGGCGGCCAUCAGCCUGUUGCUGAUGCCACAAAGCCUAACUUCCAAGAGUCGAUCGGAAACUAUAGACCAGAUGCUCGAGUCGGCGUUUUACUCAUACGGAACCCGAUGCAGCGCGCCGUACGGGGCGACGCGAUCCCUCGCCCUCGGCCUCGAGCUUUUGCGCCUGCGAGGCGGCUCUCACAUCGACGACGCUGGGAGAUGGGGACUCCGCCUGCUCGAGUCCAAGAUGCUCGGCCGGGUGGCAGACGCUCUGUUCAAGGAGCGACUAGCCGUAUGCUACGCCUCCAGACCAGGCGUUGGCAGCUUCGGCUGGGGGAGCCGCCAUCGCAAGUCGGCUGCGUGGAGUGUCCUGGCAGCGGAUGCAUGGUGCCAACAGGCUAAGUACAUACCUGCGGAAAGGUGCUUGGCCGAUGCACAGAGGACUUAUAGCUCGCUUCCGCACAAGCGUGGCAUCAGCGCGUUCGCGAGCGCCAUGGAGUACAUGGCUUCCCUAGAGCACGAGCUGGCGGAGAAACUUCCGACAUGGGGAGGUGCGGCGAGGAAUGAGACGGAGGACGAGACAGACGAAGACGAGAUUGACGAAGAGAGCGAGGCCCUGACGGAUCUGCGGGCGCGUCGGGCAAGCGUGACGGCCCGUGCUGGAGUGCUGGAGACGGCGCCGCUUCACGGGGAAGCACGAGACGAGGACUCGGCGGCGCCGGCAGCCUCCGAAGGCUUCGACUGA
This is a messenger RNA of Purpureocillium lilacinum, 2322 nucleotides long. RefSeq lists its product as uncharacterized. NCBI's taxonomy places the organism in Eukaryota, Fungi, Ascomycota, Sordariomycetes, Hypocreales, Ophiocordycipitaceae. Gene Ontology annotation, cellular component: TRAPPIII protein complex. The record is from RefSeq and is a predicted model, not a curated record.